Molecule: messenger RNA, 6758 nt
Organism: Homo sapiens (human)
Lineage: Eukaryota; Metazoa; Chordata; Mammalia; Primates; Hominidae
Gene: OSBPL5
Product: oxysterol binding protein like 5
Exons: 22
Coding region: 3021-5660 (879 amino acids)
Biological process (GO): intermembrane phospholipid transfer; phosphatidylserine acyl-chain remodeling
Cellular component (GO): endomembrane system; endoplasmic reticulum membrane; endoplasmic reticulum-plasma membrane contact site
Molecular function (GO): phosphatidylserine transfer activity; phosphatidylserine binding; phosphatidylinositol-4-phosphate binding
Source: RefSeq, a predicted model, not a curated record
CGGGCAGGUUUGUGGCAACCUGGGGUGGCAUCAUGUGCCCAGCUGCUCCCUUCUGGUCUCAGGCUCCAGAACUGCAGAUCCUAUUGUCUGCCUGCACGCGUGUGGGGCUGGCCUGGGGUGCCAGGAGGCAGGCACCGCGUGUGUCUGUCUUGCCAGGCUGUGUUUAAGAAAGGUGACACAGCAGAUAGGCCGGAUGAGGAGCCUCUGACCUGCAGUCCUGGGCCUGGUCUCAGAGAGGCUGCCCUGCAGAUGUCGAACCCCGGGCAGCCAUCCUGCAUGUCCAGUGGAGGCUCCUUUCUGGGUCCAGAUUGGGCCAUGAAUAGGCCAUGUUCUUCAAAGGACUGCUUUCAGCUCUUUACAGAAUACCAACGCAAGACCGCCCCCCCCACCCAACCCCUACCCAGGAUUGUAUUUACUAUGCUGAGAAUGCCUGGUAUCAGUUUCUCUCCUGAGAUCCUGGCCUCACUCUGAGCGCUGAUAGUAAUCUGACAUGUAACGCUUGGGGGAGGGAGAAACACUCUGUGACAAGCCGGCGGGUGGAAGGGCUGUGUGUGUCUCUGCCAGCUGUGUUUUGGGGACUGGUGCUCUCUGCUGAUUCUGUGGUUAAGCCUGCACACGUUUGCACACAUACAGGCACAGUGUGCAGGUGGAAAACUUACCCAAGAUGACAGAAGGUGCCCCCCGCCCCCAUUCCCAUUUAUUGUUCAAGGGACAGGUGAAUCUGAGCCUGUGACCGCAGCUGAGAAAUGUUGUGGACCCAGCUCAGGGUUCUCCCGGAGAGGCCUGGGGAGCUGGAAGCUCUGACCUCCGGGACAGGGGGUUGUAGAGGGGCCGAGGCCCAGGGUUGCACAGUGCCAAAAGGAUCCCGGUCAUUUUGACAGGAAGGGAGCUGUCGGGGAGGGAGCCGUUAGGUGCAGCUCCCCUUGUGGAGUCCAAGGGCCAGGUGGGUAGAAGUGCCCACCACUUGCAGGGUUGGCAGGGGAGCCCAGGGAGUGCACCAGUGUGCUGGGGGGUAGAUGUUGGGGGGUACAAGUGAGGGCCACUGGCCUCCCGACAGGGACAGGCAUGCUGCCCUGGAUGUCCUCAUGCUGCUUGUGACCGGCACAAAGGAAAAGAAUAUUGUUCUCGAUGCCAGCUUUGCUUGAUGACUUACCGAGCCUGCAGCUUGAGGAGGCAACUGACAGCCUGAGGAUGGGGCUCCUGGGCUGGUCAAGAUUUUUAAAGGUUUUGGGGCCUUGGUGGCUGGGUCUUGGCCACGGCUGGGUAACCUUUCCCGUGGAGAUGUAUGGGCAGAUAGUGAAGCUGCUCCGGAGAGUGGUAGGGUUGGCGGUCGAGUACAAAGGACUUGGACUAAGGACCGCGUUGUUCUCUUAGCAUCACAGUUGUUCUGAGCCAGGGCCUCUGGGAUCAUGUCCACGAGGAUGUGAGAUUGCCUUGUGCUGGCAUCUACACUAAGCGGAGUGGGCACCAGCUGUGUCCUCAGGACCAGGGCUUGAGGUGGGAGAUGGGGAGGGGGUGGGACAUGAGCCUUCUUGGCUGGCUUAGAGGGAUCCAGAAUUCCUAGAGGGCCUUUGUUGCAAAUCUCAGAGCCACCCAGGCUGAGAGCAAAUGCUUUGCUCGGCCUCCCAGCCCACCUCACAUCCGGCUACUCCCUCCAGGGCUGGCCUCCACUCCCCUCCUGGCCCUACCAGCUCUUGCCUGGAGCUCCACAUCAGCUACCUAGUAGGCUCCCCUUUCGUGGCCUUCCUAGCCCUUCUCCAGCCAGCAGCCAGCAUGGUGUUUAAAAAGAUAAACCACUUCAUGUAAUUUGACCACUUAGAGCCCUUUGAGAUUUGCCAUGGGUCUCAGUAAGUCCUGACCCCUUUCCAGACCCCACAGGCCCUAGAUGCCCCUCCACUCUGUCUCCCUUCCCUUGUUCUCCUCUCCCCCUCCCCUCCCCUCCCUCUCCCCUCCUUGCUCACAGGGGUCUGGCGUCAGCCCCGGCUUCUUACUCCAGGGCCUUUGCACUGCCUGUGCCUCUGCUUUCGGCCCCUCCUUGGAUCUGCAUUUGGUGGGCUCCAUCUAAUUCAGGUCCCAGCUCAGAUGCUGCCUCUCUGAGAGAGUCUCUGUUCCUGGCCCGUUACCCAUUCCAAAGCAGCUCUCAGCUCUGUGUUUUGUUUUCUCUUUAUUUAUACUGAAAUGGUCAUGUUUGUUUAAUUGAAUGGCUUCCUAUGGAGAAAGCGAUUGGGCCAAGCCAGGUUCAUGGUGGGCGCCGCUGGUGCGUGGCAUCUGUCCCUGGUGGGUGCCGCUGGUGCGCGGUGUCUGUCCCCAUGCACGGUUGCCUGCAAGUCUGCUCCGGGCUCUCUUCCCAGGGGCUGGCACACAGUAGGUGUUCUACGGUUAAGUGAGGCACAUGUGGAAAGCCGUCAUACUGUCUCAUCCCAGGGAGGUCAGUAGAUUGAGACUGGCUGCCCCCAUCUAGCAAGUCCCACCCACCAUGUCCUGGUUUCACCAGCAUCGGCUGGUGUGGGACGUGACCAGCUCAUUUCCUCCAUGCUCUAGGAUGGGAAGGACAAGAGGGCGUGACUCUUCCCAGAGUCCCAUCAUCUCUGAUUUAGGAAUGGAGCCCUUAGGGUGUCUCACCUCCUCGGGAUGCCUAAUAGUGUGUUUGGUGAAUGCAGAUGGACUUAACUGGUCCAUAGAUCCCCUCUCACCCUGCUGACACGAAGACAAGGAUGAAGGGGAAAGUUGAGGCUCAACAACUGAACAGUAUUCCUUCUAAAUAUGUACAUUCUUAGGGAUUUUAAGUGGAAAACAGGGAGGAGAUUUGAGGGAUACCCCACCUCGGCAGGCAGCUGGUCAGGCUGCCUGUUGUGACCAGCCUGGGGUCGCCUUCCCUUCAUCCAAGGCCAGGGGAGAUGGCAAACCUUCAGUAAGCGCUGCCGUACCUGGCAGAGCAGAAGCACCACCCCAGCUUGGAGACAGCAUGCCCCUGACUGCUGGUCACGGAUGGCCCCUUGAAGCCCCCGAGCGCCCACAGCAUGAAGGAGGAGGCCUUCCUCCGGCGCCGCUUCUCCCUGUGUCCACCUUCCUCCACCCCUCAGAAAGUCGACCCCCGGAAGCUCACCCGGAACUUGCUCCUCAGCGGAGACAAUGAGCUCUACCCACUCAGCCCAGGGAAGGACAUGGAGCCCAACGGCCCGUCGCUGCCCAGGGAUGAAGGGCCCCCGACCCCAAGCUCUGCCACGAAGGUGCCACCGGCAGAGUACAGGCUGUGCAACGGGUCAGACAAGGAAUGUGUGUCCCCCACCGCCAGGGUCACCAAGAAGGAGACUCUCAAGGCGCAGAAGGAGAACUACCGGCAGGAGAAGAAGCGCGCCACACGGCAGCUGCUCAGCGCUCUGACAGACCCCAGCGUGGUCAUCAUGGCUGACAGCCUGAAGAUCCGCGGCACCCUGAAGAGCUGGACCAAGCUGUGGUGCGUGCUGAAGCCGGGGGUGCUGCUCAUCUACAAGACGCCCAAGGUGGGCCAGUGGGUGGGCACGGUGCUGCUGCACUGCUGCGAGCUCAUCGAGCGGCCCUCCAAGAAGGACGGCUUCUGCUUCAAGCUCUUCCACCCGCUGGAUCAGUCCGUCUGGGCCGUGAAGGGCCCCAAAGGUGAGAGCGUGGGCUCCAUCACACAGCCCCUGCCCAGCAGCUACCUGAUCUUCAGGGCCGCCUCCGAGUCAGAUGGUCGCUGCUGGCUGGACGCCCUGGAGCUGGCCCUGCGCUGCUCUAGCCUACUGAGACUGGGCACCUGCAAGCCGGGCCGAGACGGGGAGCCAGGGACCUCGCCAGACGCAUCACCCUCAUCGCUCUGUGGGCUGCCAGCCUCAGCCACCGUCCACCCAGACCAAGACCUGUUCCCACUGAACGGGUCUUCCCUGGAGAACGAUGCAUUCUCAGACAAGUCGGAGAGAGAGAACCCUGAGGAGUCAGAUACCGAGACCCAGGACCAUAGCCGGAAGACGGAGAGUGGCAGCGACCAGUCAGAGACCCCUGGGGCCCCGGUGCGGAGAGGGACCACCUAUGUGGAGCAGGUCCAGGAGGAGCUGGGGGAGCUGGGCGAGGCGUCCCAGGUGGAGACAGUGUCAGAGGAGAACAAGAGUCUGAUGUGGACCCUGCUGAAGCAGCUACGGCCAGGCAUGGACCUGUCCCGCGUGGUGCUACCCACGUUCGUACUGGAGCCGCGCUCCUUCCUGAACAAGCUCUCCGACUACUACUACCACGCAGACCUGCUCUCCAGGGCUGCGGUGGAGGAGGAUGCCUACAGCCGCAUGAAGCUGGUGCUGCGGUGGUACCUGUCUGGCUUCUACAAGAAGCCCAAGGGAAUCAAGAAGCCGUACAACCCCAUCCUGGGGGAGACCUUCCGCUGCUGCUGGUUCCACCCGCAGACUGACAGCCGCACAUUCUACAUAGCAGAGCAGGUGUCCCACCACCCGCCCGUGUCUGCCUUCCACGUCAGCAACCGGAAGGACGGCUUCUGCAUCAGUGGCAGCAUCACAGCCAAGUCCAGGUUUUAUGGGAACUCGCUGUCGGCGCUGCUGGACGGCAAAGCCACGCUCACCUUCCUGAACCGAGCCGAGGAUUACACCCUUACCAUGCCCUACGCCCACUGCAAAGGAAUCCUGUAUGGCACGAUGACCCUGGAGCUGGGUGGGAAGGUCACCAUCGAGUGUGCGAAGAACAACUUCCAGGCCCAGCUGGAAUUCAAACUCAAGCCCUUCUUCGGGGGUAGCACCAGCAUCAACCAGAUCUCGGGAAAGAUCACGUCGGGAGAGGAAGUCCUGGCGAGCCUCAGUGGCCACUGGGACAGGGACGUGUUUAUCAAGGAGGAAGGGAGCGGAAGCAGUGCGCUUUUCUGGACCCCGAGCGGGGAGGUCCGCAGACAGAGGCUGAGGCAGCACACGGUGCCGCUGGAGGAGCAGACGGAGCUGGAGUCCGAGAGGCUCUGGCAGCACGUCACCAGGGCCAUCAGCAAGGGCGACCAGCACAGGGCCACACAGGAGAAGUUUGCACUGGAGGAGGCACAGCGGCAGCGGGCCCGUGAGCGGCAGGAGAGCCUCAUGCCCUGGAAGCCGCAGCUGUUCCACCUGGACCCCAUCACCCAGGAGUGGCACUACCGAUACGAGGACCACAGCCCCUGGGACCCCCUGAAGGACAUCGCCCAGUUUGAGCAAGACGGGAUCCUGCGGACCUUGCAGCAGGAGGCCGUGGCCCGCCAGACCACCUUCCUGGGCAGCCCAGGGCCCAGGCACGAGAGGUCUGGCCCAGACCAGCGGCUUCGCAAGGCCAGCGACCAGCCCUCCGGCCACAGCCAGGCCACGGAGAGCAGCGGAUCCACGCCUGAGUCCUGCCCAGAGCUCUCAGACGAGGAGCAGGAUGGUGACUUUGUCCCUGGCGGUGAGAGCCCAUGCCCUCGGUGCAGGAAGGAGGCGCGGCGGCUGCAGGCCCUGCACGAGGCCAUCCUCUCCAUCCGAGAGGCCCAGCAGGAGCUGCACAGGCACCUCUCGGCCAUGCUGAGCUCCACGGCACGGGCAGCACAGGCACCGACCCCAGGCCUCCUGCAGAGCCCCCGAUCCUGGUUCCUGCUCUGCGUGUUCCUGGCGUGUCAGCUGUUCAUUAACCACAUCCUCAAAUAGGAGCCCUGAGGGCAGAGCUCCUGGCCGGUCCUGAGCCCUCCCUCCCAGGCACCCAGCACUUUAAGCCUGCUCCAUGGAGGCAGAGAGGCCCGGCAAGCACAGCCACUGUGACGGGGAGUCCAGGCGCAGGAGGGACCCGGGGCCACAAGGCGCUGCGGGCCCAGGUGUGCUGGGCCCCUCUCAGGGGCACUGGCCUCUCUGCAGGGCCUUCCGCCCAGCGCUGGCCUUAAUGCUAAAGCCAAAUGCAGCUUCUGCUGUGCGACGCACUCCUGGCCAUCUUGCCGUGUCACCCCCUGUCCGGCCUCCACUUGCCAUGGGGGAUGGAUGGAUUUAGGGUGGGAGGGCCUGUGGGGGCCCUGGACAGUCACACCCCAGCAGCAGUGAGUGGGCAGGUUUGGAGGAGCCCCGAGUGGCCCAGGAGUCCCCCCACACACAGAUGCAUAGGCCUGCCUUCCGGAGACCCUGUCCACAUUGCCGGGACCACCCUGGUGGGGCCACUGGUGGGUGCCAGGGACAGGUUAGGGCCACUCUGGGGAAGGCAUUUUGGUUUUUUAUUCCACGCUGUGCUGUUUGGAUGGGAGCCCCACAGAGGCAGGUCCUGGAACCACCCCACCCCCACACCUGGACGCUCGCUCUGGUGGGGGCACACGCAGGUGGAGGUGGUUGUGGGUGCAGGUGUGUGCAGGGGUGUGGGGGGCGCAGGGGUGUGGCUUAGCUGGCCCCGCACCCAGGCCGGGGAGGCUCAAGUUCGCCACUUUACUCAGACCGAUGCACAGUCUUCCCAUUUUACACUUUUUUAAUAAACAUAAUUGCAAUAUUUUAGGUGGGCUGCGAGCUGCAGUCAGCCUUCACGUCUGGCCUCAGUCCCCGUGUCAGUGCCGCUCUGCGUGUGCGUGUGCGCGUGUGUGAGCCUCUACACAUAUAUAUACGUACAGAGCCUUAAACCACAUCGUGGCGGUGCCGUCUGAGCUGUAGCGGGUGGCUUUGUUUCCAGUUUUUGUACCCGUGUCCUUGUCUCCCCUCCUCCCCCAUCUGGGGAUGUGUCUGUGUUCCACACCUUGAAAUAAACAGACACAUACGUGUUCUCUUCUUGCGGGA